AUGGAUGUACCGAAAGACCAAUUCUCCACUCUUCUCGACCACGGCCUAUACUCUUCUGCUCAAAUCCUGGGCUGCUUUGCUGUUUCAUCGACCUCGAUAAAUCCUGAGACUAGUCCUCAUCUUAAAGCAGAAAGCUUGGUGCUGUAUGGUGAUUCGCUAUUUCGAGAAAAAGAGUAUCGAAGAGCAAUUCAAAUAUAUAAGCAAGCAUUGCAAUACCACAAAAUUCUACCAAAACAAAGUGCAGCAACACCCCCGACAACUAGGAGCUCAUUAUCAGCAUCGAAUAGGUCGUCUUCUCCAAAUUCUUUUAACACUUCAGCAAUAAAUGAAAAUGAGGUGAAAUUCAAGAUUGCGACAUGCCACAGCUCUAUUGGUGAGAACAGAGCUGCUCUUGCUGAGAUGGAGGGAAUUCCGAGCAAAUCAAGGAAUCUAGAGAUGAAUCUUAUGAUGGCAAAGCUUUACCGCAAUUCUAGGCAUACACGAGCUGCAGUUGGAUGUUAUAAGGAAUGCUUAAGGAAUUCGCCCUACAUAAUUGAGGCUAUUAUAGCUUUGGCUGAAUUGGGUGUCUCCACUAAGGACAUUUUGUCAUUGUUUCCUCAGACUCCAAACAGAAGUGGAAGACCUCCAUUUGAUCAUUUUGAUUCAAGUCGCUGGUUGCAGCGUUAUGUUGAAGCUCAAUGUUGCAUUGCUUCGAAUGAUUACAAAGGUGGUCUGGAACUGUUCUCCGAACUUCUACAACGAUUUCCUAACAACAUCCACAUAUUACUUGAAAUGGCUAAGGUAAAAGCUAUCAUUGGAAAAAAUGAUGAAGCCAUUCUAGAUUUUGAAAAGGUCCGGUCCGUUGAUCCAUAUGUGGUUACAUAUAUGGAUGAGUAUGCAAUGCUUCUUAAGCUCAAGUCUGAUCAUUCCAAGUUAAAUAAGUUAGUUCAUGAUCUGUUGAACAUUGAUCCUACAAAGCCUGAAGUUUUCGUGGCCUUAUCUGUUCUGUGGGAAAAGAAAGAUGAGCGAGGAGCUUUAUCUUAUGCUGAGAAGAGCAUCCGCAUUGAUGAGAGGCAUGUAGCUGGUUACAUAAUGAAGGGGAAUCUUUUCUUGUCGAUGAAUCGGCCAGAAGCAGCAGUUAUCGCCUACAGGGGAGCUCAAGAAUUGAGGCCUGAUCUUCGUUCAUAUCAAGGUCUAGUUCGGUCUUAUUUGGCCCUCUCAAAGAUAAAAGAAGCUUUGUAUGCCGCGAGAGAGGCAAUGAAAGCGAUGCCCCAAUCUGCGAAGGCUCUAAAAUUAGUUGGGGAUGUACAUGCUAGUAGCACCAGUGGCAGAGAAAAGGCAAAGAAGUUUUAUGAAUCAGCCCUCAGGCUGGAACCUGGUUUCCUAGGAGCUGCAUUGGCUUUGGCUGAGCUCCAUGUUAUGGAAGGCCGAAAUGGAGAUGCAGUCUCCCUCCUGGAGCGAUAUUUGAAAGAUUGGGCAGAUGACUCCUUGCAUGUUAAGCUUGCUCAAGUGUUUGCGGCUACAAACAUGCUGCAAGAUGCCCUUUCACAUUAUCAGGCAGCACUGAGGAUGAACCCCCAAAAUGAAGCUGCCAAAAAAGGACUAGAGCGCUUGGAGAAACAAAUGAAGGGAGUUGAUCCUGAUGCCCCCGAAGAAGAUGAGGAUAAUGAGGUUGAUGAUGGCGAUGGAGAUCAGGAAGAGGCUGAACUAUUAUGAUAAACAGGUCAAUGGAUUGAUAAAUUUGUUUGAUUUGUUGCGUCCUGACCAUGAACGUGGUGGUGCACAAAAUUACUCGACAGGGAGUGCACAUUAACUAGUUCUUAUCAGACAAAGAAAAUUGUGUAAUAUCAUUAUUAAAUGUAUACCAUUGUUCAUGCUACUA
Molecule: messenger RNA, 1861 nt
Organism: Sesamum indicum (sesame)
Lineage: Eukaryota; Viridiplantae; Streptophyta; Magnoliopsida; Lamiales; Pedaliaceae
Gene: APC7
Product: tetratricopeptide repeat (TPR)-containing protein
Biological process (GO): protein ubiquitination; positive regulation of mitotic metaphase/anaphase transition; cell division
Cellular component (GO): anaphase-promoting complex
Molecular function (GO): protein binding
Source: RefSeq, a predicted model, not a curated record